AUGUGCUGCGGAACCGAACGUGCCCGUAGGAAACAAGGAAAGAGGAAUGCUGACAGCGACAGUGAAUACAGUUACAAAAGUGUCAUUAGUGGUGGAACUAAACAUGUGCGCCGGCGCAGAAAGAAGGCUGAUGGUACUUACAGCGAUAGCGAGUCUUACCACAGCGAUAAAGACGAAGAGGGUGCUGCGAGAAGAAGACGGCGCCGCAGGGAAAGGAAGCACGGAUCUGACAGUGCGCACAGCUAUUACAGCAUUGUCAGCGCUGGUGGCACCCGCAAGGUGAAACGUCGACGUAAGCGUGCUGACGGCACGUACAGCGACAGUGAGUCCUACCACAGUUCAGACAGCGGAUUGGAAGGCGGUGGUCUUCACAAGGGAAAGAAAAAGAAGAAGCGUCGAGAACACGGCAGUGACAGCGAGUACAGCUACUUCAGUGAGGUCAGCGAAGGUGGCACCAAAAGGCGCCAACGGAAGAAGAGGAUUCGCGACGAACAUGGCCGCGUGAUUGGCCACGGUAAAGCGGAGGCCUAUUCUAGCCCAGAUGAUUCGGAUUCAGAAAGCGUGUAUACCUUAAAAAUCCGACGGAAAAGGAGCAAGAUACGGGUUAAAAAGGAGAAACCAACCAAAGGAAAGGGUAAAAAGGGCAAAGGCAAAGGGGGCAUUGACGGAGAUACCUCUCCGGACAUCUUUAGUGACGCUACAACGGAUUCAGACGCGGUAGAUCUGGAAAACAUGACGGAGGAAGAAAGGAGGCGCUACCUCAGCGCAAGAGACAAGCGAAGGGCAGAGAGGGAGAAAAAAAGGCGGGAGAAAUACGGCGAUGCCUACGAUGAGAUGGUGGCCAAACACGAAAAAAAGAAACAAGAGAAGAAGGAGAAAGCAAAGCGCCUUAAAGAGGAAGAGGAACGAAAGAAGGCUUCCAAAUCGAUGGUGAACUAUGAUAAGAUGCAGGGCAGAGAUAAAGGUCCUGGUGGAAAAACAGAUGGACGGGAUCUUGGCCCUGGCCACGACGAGUGGGGCAAAAAGAAGAAGGGAAAAGAUGGUCACGAGGCUGACGACGAAAGCGAUGAGGAUGGCGUUCCUGGAAAGAGAAAGAAGAAGAAAGGACGAAAAGGUUCAUCAGCUUCCACAGAAUAUGACAUUGAAUACGACGACAAAGGCAAUAUUAUCAAGAAAGUCAGACGAAAAAAGGCGGGAGAUGACGAGUCCGAGUAUGAAGAUGAAUAUGAUGCUGAAGGAAACGUCAUCGGCAGAAAAAAGAAAUCAAAGCGGCCUGGAUCCGGGGGAUCCGAUAGUUCAAAGGGCGAUUACUUUGAAACAACAGCGGACGGACAGGUCAGACUGAAGCAAGGAAAAAAGAAAAUAGACUUGGAUAAAUUGACAUCAGAUGACCUGCGAAAGCUUGGAAUAGAUCCAAACUUGUCAAAGCAACAGAUUGCCAGAUUAUUAAAGGAAAAGUUCGGAAACGAUAUCGUCAUCACAAAGGGAAAAACAAAAAUAGGAACGAAGCGUUUGUCAGAAUACGGAAGUGACGUUGACAGUGAUGAAUUAGCUGAGGAUAGCGAUUUAGACAUUUCCACUUUGAAAGGUCAGCGGAGGGUGAAGAUAAAGAUGAAGCGUGGUGGCCAAGCUUUGCUGGAUCACAUGAAGAAAAUACUAGACCAAAGUAAUCUGCAUGAUGAUGAUUACGCUAAAGAUCUUGACGAAAAAGGGGACAUUGAUUUUCUCACCCAUUACCGCCUAGUUGAUAGCAAGAAGCUUGAAGGAUAUGCCAGAGCAUUUGUUGUAGAAGACGAGGAUUUCGACACGGUUAUAGAUUCUGAUGAGACGAGAAUUGCAUUAGACGGUGUUCCAAGCAUUAAUGCAAUGACCGAAAAGCAGCUAAACUAUGUCCUAAAGGUGUUAAAGAUAGACCACGCGAGCCAAGUUACGUUCCGAAUGUUUGCUGUUAUUUCGGCUCUGUGCGAGAGAGUUACUCAAAUGGACCCAAUAAGUAAACAUCUGCUGGAGAUUUGCAACUUACUGGACAUUGAAAGAAAAAUGGACCUGUACCGGCUAAUGUUCUACCACAAUACGAGCUCAGACAGGGACGGUAACUUUAUCACAGCCGAAUCUCUCAAAAUAGAGCUUAUAGCUGGUGGCUUGAAUUGGAAACAACAACAGCAUGUUAUGGAUCGUCUUCAACCAAACGUAUUUGGCGAGAUUUCGUUUCUGGACUAUCUCUGCUACAUUCCUUUAUUCAUGUCCAUGCACGACAACAUCUGUGUUGACCCGCUGGACAUGCGCGAUGACAAGUACACGGGUAACUUCAGGAAAACGUCAGGAGCUGCAAGACAAAGAGAUAUGAACCCGCUAGGUUUCCCACUUAAGAAAGACUCCUCUCACAUGCUGAGACAGCAGGCUCAGGAUCUCGUGGAGGGACGUAUUGACCCCAGCGAGUUGAAAAAGGAAAAACUGGAACUUCUUAACAAAUAUGCUGCAAGUUUUAUUUUAGCAGAAGAAGGGGACCGCUUUGAAAAAGAUGGUGUCGUGUAUGAAUACAAGAAGGACCCGGUUACUGGUAAACUCAUUAAAAAAUUCGACAGGGUGGUUGGAGCCAAAAAAGCUGUCAAGAAAGGCGGAAGGGGCACACCUGAAGGGCUUACUGAGAAGGAACUUAAGGAUUACAAGAAAGGCAAAAGAAAUAAUGACAGCGACAGUGAGUACAGCUACACCAGUCACGUCAGCGCCGGAGGUACUCGCCAUGUCCAGCGCAGACGUAAACGCGAAGACGGAACGUACAGCGCUGCACAGUCCUAUCACAGCAGUCAAGACGAGGAAGGGGAAGCACGACGCAGGCAACGACGUCGUGAUCGACGCCACGCGAACAGUGCUCACAGCUAUUAUAGCGUCGUCAGUGAAGGCGGUACGCGUCACACCAAGCGUCGACGACGUCGCGAUGAUGGCACGUACAGUGCUAGUGAAAUAUAUGAAAGUCCUGAUGAAAACGAUGUUGGCAAUUCCAGAAUGAAUUUUCUGGCCACAGAUAAGGAAUUUAAUUUCGGACCAAACACCAAAAAGAAUGUGGCAUCUGGUGACGAGGACAGUGAGUACAGUUACUACAGUGAAAGAAGUGAGGGUGGAACAAGAUACGAGUUCAAAAGGAAAGUUUUAAGGGACAUUCGAGGUAACAAAGUAGGCUAUGGGACAGCCUUACCGCACAAUGAUGCUGAUACAGACGGUGCUUCACUAAGACCUAGAAUUGGGUCUUUUACCGGUGAAACAUUGGACGCAGAGGAGUAUGCGAAUAGACGACUGAAGCCGAUCGCCCGUGCCGAUUCGAUGGUGAAGCAGUUCUUGACAGACGUAAACACUUUACCUCAAGAAGAGCCAGAAGAUGGCCUGUGGCCUGGUGCCUCCGAACCCGGUGAUCACACAGAGGGCGCUAAAACAGCAGACGACCGGUCUGAUUUGUCCACUAAGACAGAUGAAGAGUUACAACGAGAACGUGAGAGACAGGAAAAACGGAAGCAAAUGCAGAAGAACAUCGACCUCGCCAACGAAAGAAGGAGAAAGCGAGAACAGGAGAAACUAGAGAGACUCGAACGACAAAGGCAGAAGGAGGAAGAGGAAGCAGCGAGGCGAAGGGAAAUGGAGCUCUCCGAGAGACGAAAGUCUGUUAUUAGCGAGCGGUCUGGUAGGGCAGGUACACCAAGGGAAAAACCCAAGAGCAUGGUGACUUACGAGAGAGGUCCUGGGCGGGAGGCUACAAACCCCUCCAUGAAAACAGAUAACAGGGACAUUGGCCUCAGCCAUGAUAACUGGGGGGCAAAUGGACGCCGAAAGUCUUACGUAGGAAAACAGCAUGGCGAGAAACAAGAUGAUCCGAGUCGCGUUAAAUCUCGCAGAGAAAUUCGAGAUUUACCAACAUUCAAUAAACUGCCUUCAAUCAAUCCCUUAAAGGGCAUCUCGAAAGAUCGAAGAGGGUCCAAUAUAUCAAACAUUGGCGGAAAGGUGAAGACUAAGGAAUCAGAUGAAGAAGAUAAGUCGAAAGAGCAAGAGAAACAGGAUGAAAACCAACAAAAGAAAAAGGCCGAAGACAUGUUUGAAUAUGACAAAGAUGGGAACAUUCGCCUCAAAGGUGGAGUCAAGGCAAUUGAUCUGGAUAAUCUAACAGAUGAUGAUUUACGCAGAAUGGGAAUAGACCCGCGUCUUUCAAAGGCAGAAAUAGCUAGGAAACUCAAGGAAAAAUUCGGGAAGGAUUUGAUGAUACAGGACGGAGGGAAAGCAGUCGGAACCAGGAGGCUUGAGGACUACGACAAAUACCAGUCUAUUAUGGAACUGGCAAAUGAUCCCAACUUUGACGUCAGCUCAGUUCGAGGUCCAAAACGUAUGAACAUUCUCUUCACUCGCGGUGGACAGAUCCUCGUCGAACACAUGAAGCGGGUACUUGUGGAAUCGACCCUACGCAGACAAGACUAUGCGCAUGAUCUGGACGAAAGGGAUUCCUCCAUAGAUUUCCUGAACCAUUACCGCUUGGUUGAUCCUGGCAAACUAGAAGGAUACGCCAAGGCCUUUGUCGUGGAGGACGGAAAUCUGGACACGGUCAUCAACUAUACUGAACUCCGGGUGGCACUUGAGGGCAUUGUCAGCAUUGAAGAAAUGACAAAGAAGCAAAUGGAUUAUGUUCUAAAGGUAUUGCAUAUCGAUGACAGCACUCAACUGACUUUCCGGAUGUUUGCAGUAAUCACUGCAUUAUGCGAGAGGGUAACUAUGAUGGAUCCUGUUGCAAGACACCUUCUGGACAUCUGCAAUCCAGAUAUAGAGCGGAAGUUGGAUCUGUACAACGCUAUGUUACAUAAUGUCCAAUCGGAUCGUGACCCAAAUCAUAUCACCUCGGAAUCGCUCAAGAUCGAACUCAUGGCCGGCGGAUUGAACUGGGGUCAACAGCAGUUCAUCAUGAAACAGAUGGAACCAAACUCAUGGGGAGAGAUAUCAUUCUUGGACUACAUUUGCUACAUACCGUUGUUUAUGUCCAUGCACGACAAUAUAUGUGACAAUCCACUGGACAUGUCUGACCGGAAGUACACGAUGCCACCGCGCAAGCGCCCUCCUUCGACUCAAAGAGACAUGAAUCCACUCGGCAGCCGUCUAAGUAAAAAUUCUACGUAUCUACUGCGGAAGCAAGUUGAUUUGAUGGCAGGAAAGCUCGACACGAGUGGGUUGCAAGCUGAGAAGAUAGAACUGCUGAACAGAUACGCUGCGCGCUGUCCUGUUGUCAUGCCCUACUCUCGACAGUCUACCAACGCCAGCGACCAUUUUGACCAGCACUCUGAUCUCAUUUUCUGA
This is a messenger RNA of Liolophura sinensis, 5328 nucleotides long. RefSeq lists its product as uncharacterized. The record is from RefSeq and is a predicted model, not a curated record. NCBI's taxonomy places the organism in Eukaryota, Metazoa, Mollusca, Polyplacophora, Chitonida, Chitonidae.